Molecule: messenger RNA, 1846 nt
Organism: Anopheles stephensi (Asian malaria mosquito)
Lineage: Eukaryota; Metazoa; Arthropoda; Insecta; Diptera; Culicidae
Product: RING finger protein 121
Exons: 6
Coding region: 358-1308 (316 amino acids)
Cellular component (GO): Golgi membrane; endoplasmic reticulum membrane
Molecular function (GO): metal ion binding; ubiquitin protein ligase activity
Source: RefSeq, a predicted model, not a curated record
AGCAUAGUAGGCCAGGACCGCACGAUGAUGAGGGCGCGUGCACCGAUGGGUCGAGGAUUAGCUAUCGGCAACCAACACACUCAAAAGUACAUAGUCCAGAAAAUCAUCGCAGCAGUACGAUCAGCUCGUUCGGUGGUAAUAGCGCCCAAAAGAUAAAGCAAAUUGCUGGUGAUGGUGGUGAUGACGAACGAAAAACUCAGGUUAAAAUAAGUUAAUCGAACUGCCGCCUGUCUGUGUUACUGUGAGUGGUUUGGCUAAAGUUGGGUGGUUUUCCGAUACGAACCCGCGUGAACGUGCUUUGAGUGCGGCAGGCGCAACAUUUGUGACUAAAAAUCCGUACAGAGAACUGCCGCCAACAUGAAUCUGCACGAGCCGGUUGAUCCGAACAAGCCCUUCGAUGAGCUGACGCCGGAGGAAAAAAUGAGACUGGAGCACAUUAAAAUGUACGAAAAACACAAGGGCCAUGAAUCGAUGCACAUGGAAAUGGUGGUAAUACUGCUGGUCACACUCAUAAUCGCCCAGGUCGUGCUGGUAGAAUGGAAGAAACGCCACUACAGAUCAUACUCGCUAAUGACACUGCUCGCCCUGUGGGUGAUCCCUUUCGUGCUCAGCCUACACAGCCAGUACUGGCGGUUUAUCUUCUUCUGGCUAAUAUUCAGCUGCAUCACCGGUCUGGUGAUGCGCAAAGCGGUCCGCAAACCAAUCUCCGGCACGACACCCCGGCUAGUGUACAAAUGGUUUUACUUCAUCUACAAGCUAAGCUAUCUGCUCGGCAUCAUCGGGUACGUCGUGAUGAUGUUUACGUUUUUCGGUGUCAACUUCAUCUUCAAUCAGCCGCCGCACACGUGGAUGGACGUGGGACUGUUGCUGGUAUUUUACGGGCUGUACUACGGGGUGCUGGGCAGGGAUAUAUCGGAAAUCUGUGCCGAUAAGAUGGCCUGCCACAUCGGGUACUACACACCGAAGGGUAUACCGACGCGGCACCUCGAGCGUAAUGUGUGUGCCGUGUGCGGCAACCAGCUGCUGACGGACGUGAACGAGUCCGGUGUGAUCGAGAACACGUACAAGCUGACCUGUGAUCAUGUGUUUCACGAGUUCUGCAUCCGGGGGUGGUGCAUCGUGGGGAAGAAGCAAACCUGCCCGUACUGCAAGGAAAAGGUGGACCUGAAGAAAAUGUUCUGCAAUCCUUGGGAACGUCCCCAUGUACUGUACGGCCAGCUGCUGGACUGGAUCCGGUGGCUUGUCGCAUGGCAGCCGCUAAUAUUGUUCAUUGUGCAGGGCAUCAACUGGUCGCUCGGGCUGGAGUAAGGCAGCUCUGUUCUCCGUUCCUUUUAUUCCAUCUCCUAUCGGACGAUUCCACUAGUCUCUAGGUGAUGAUUUAGUUGCAUUGAGUGUAAUUUAAUUGAGCUGUUAUUUUCUGUUCCCCUUUUGCCGCAAUCGAAACCAAAAAUUCCAUACGAGGAAACGCAAACGCGCGGUACCCUUAUGAUUACUAGGUUGUAAACCGUUCUGCAUCUUUCCCGGUGUUGUCGGGCAGACACGUAUCACUUACUCUUUAGACACGAACCGUAGCUAGCACUGGGUGUGUUUUUGGGGCGUAAAACGUGGGAGACUUUAGGGACAAUUAUCACUCAAUUCCGUCGUGUGGUGAGUUGGGUUCCCUUCUAAAGCAGGACCACCAGAAAACCCACGCUGCUGCUGAGGAGGACGGUUUAUUUUAAUGUAUUAUUUUCGUUGUUUGAACGUUGAUUUCCUUUAACAUCGGUUUUGCGAUUUCUACCAUAAUUGUAAGAAAACCUUCGUGAAAUAUCAUCUUUAACAAACAGGAAGCUUUAGAACUUUCCAA